Letharia columbiana is the source of this 1572-nucleotide messenger RNA. RefSeq lists its product as uncharacterized. The transcript has 4 exons. Lineage: Eukaryota; Fungi; Ascomycota; Lecanoromycetes; Lecanorales; Parmeliaceae. The record is from RefSeq and is a predicted model, not a curated record. Gene Ontology annotation, molecular function: sequence-specific DNA binding; zinc ion binding. Gene Ontology annotation, biological process: regulation of DNA-templated transcription. The coding region runs from base 1 to 1572 and encodes 523 amino acids.
AUGGCCGACACAGUAUCCCAAAGUGGUCCUUUGCCUCCGAUCACUUAUCUGGAUAUGGAGAAGGUCAAAAGAGAAAACCCGUACAAUCAUAACAUCUCCAUUACCUCGGCCCUCCACAUGCCUGCGCCACCGCUCAUCAGUCCUUCCAUCUACUCUGGUCCACCUCCUCCGUAUUCAUAUCCUUCUUCGGCUGCUAGCUCAGUGGUGGGUAGCAGUGGAAGUGGCCCUGGCGCUGCUGGUGCUGGAAACUAUAACUCUCAGGCAGAUACCCGUCGGAUAUCUGGAGACGAUAAAGAACAUUUACCUGCUCCUCAACGGCAGUCUUUGCCAUCGAUAUCAGAAGCACUGACGGGAGACCAACAGCAGCCGAUAUCCAUAUCCUCACUGCUGUCUUCGACCACUCCACAGCCAAAGUUUUCAUUGGUACCAAAAAGUCCUACAACCCCGGUUGGGAGAUCGUACCUAGACACUUUCCCAAAAGGUCCUCCCGAUUCGUUUCCACAGCAUACUUCUGCAUCUUACCGUCCGCCGCAGCCGUCCGAUCGCUCCUGUGGAUCGAACUACUCUCCUCACAUGACAGCCCCUUUGGGGGAAAGUCGCUUUUCAGCGAUGCCUCCCUUGGACUCACAUCAACCUGUCCCACCACCACCUAGAACGAUAUCAAGUCCUCUACAUUAUUCACGACCUGGUGCUUCACCCAUUCAAUCACAACAAAAUUACAUCCCACCAUCUCCUAUGCACGAGAAGAUCUCUCGCCCUGCUCCUCCACCACCUACAUCAAACGCUCCGUUCGGAUACAGCGUGAACAAUUAUCAGCCCGCUUACUCUUAUCCUCCGUCAACGCCUGGAGUCUCCUCAUAUCGGACGCCAACGCUACCACCAUCUGCAUGGCGGAGUACUGCACCAGAGAUUGAGCGAGUCGAUGAGAUGAGAAAAGCGACCGCCAAGGAGACAUCGCCACCUAGACCAGCUUAUGGGGAGUCUGUGAAGCGCCAUCUCGAUAUUUUUGAUCUAGAGACGUCCCUCAAUGAGAUUGCCGAAGGAAGUGGCCGUGGACUAGAAUUCUCUCGUCUUUUCGGCACCCGUGCCCAUCAGACGCAACGCUCAGGCCCCAUCCCCGGCUCAUUGCCAUCAUUGACCGAAUGCGAUGAGAUAAUCCGACAACAAACUAAAGUCCUCGACGCUAUGUCUCGUAUUAGAGAUGUCAUUUGUAAGCAGCAACAAGCUCUCGUCGAGCAAAGAAACUACGAUCAGCAGAAUUACAAAGCUGCUCCUAGUGAAGCUGACGACAAUGAAUCCAACUCGUACAUUGAUAAGCUUGAAGGUUCUGGUGGUUUCGCUGGCGCUGAUGCUAAGAAGAGAAGAGGCAGAGCGGCACCGCCGGGUAGGUGCCAUAGCUGCAACAGAGCCGAGACGCCGGAGUGGAGGCGUGGGCCUGAUGGUGCGAGGACGCUGUGCAACGCUUGUGGUCUACACUACGCAAAAUUGACCAGGAAGAUGGGGCCCAAGGCCUCUGCCUCAACUGGCUCAUCAAAUCUGCGUCCCAAGGAGUCGAGCCCUCACUCUCCUUGA